This is a messenger RNA of Guillardia theta CCMP2712, 459 nucleotides long. RefSeq lists its product as hypothetical. The transcript has 9 exons. Lineage: Eukaryota; Cryptophyceae; Pyrenomonadales; Geminigeraceae. Bases 1 to 459 code for a protein of 152 amino acids. The record is from RefSeq and is a predicted model, not a curated record.
AUGGCGAUCAAGGAUGUGGCAACGGCGCUGACCAUGCUGGCGAUGUUGGGGAUGAUCAUGGGACAGCCAGGGAUGCCGAAGAAGCUGGAGAAGGAACACAUCUGUGCUGGGUGCAGAGCUACCGUGACGGAGAUCGCCAAGAAGGCAGGGCCUGCCCACAAGAGGUUUGAGAGCAGGGUCAUGGAAGUCAUGGACGAAGUCUGCAAGAUGGAAAGUUUCCGUAUCUACGACUUCCCCCCUCCGACAAUGGUGCAAGCCUGCAAGGUGUUCCUAGGCGAUCAUGAGGAUACUGUGGAGCAAUCGAUCCUUGCGCAGAAGAGCGACUCGCUUGAAACCCUGAUAGACAAAAUUUGCUGGAAGCAGACAAAGGUUUGCGAGGGAGUAGACACAACAAAGCAAGAGAGACCGACGGUGUACAUGGAUGGAAAACCCGUCGGAGCAAAGUCAGAAGAGCUGUGA